AUGGACACUGUUAGCCCUCUGGUCGCUCUCGCUCCUCUACCUGCUGCACAUCACCGUCGUCCGCCUCGACGUCCUGAGGAUCCGCUCCCACCUGAGAUCACCUUCAAGCCACCGCAUCGCCGCGCAGUCCCUCCUCGCCGCCGCACGCGUCAGGGCACUCGCCAACGUCAAAUUAUUGACACUAUAAGAGAGUUAGAAGGUAAAAUAGGUAAGGGCUCUGGUGUUUCAGGAUUUUGCGACGCCAUUGGGAGUGUGCAGCAGGGGCUGCAGGGGUAUGAGGGGAAACAUACCGAGCUGACGACCAAUGUCCUCAUGGACGUAAACACUAUUAAAUCACGAAUAACGCACUUAGAUUCACAAUUUAAUGACAUUAGAUCUAAAACACUGGUUAACCAGUUAAAUGACAUUAAGCCUGUGGCCGCUGACAUGUCAUCUACAGCCGACCUGCUUUGGAAGGACAAUGAUCUGUUAGAUGACGGUCUGAAAAAGCAGUUAACGCCGGCUGUUGAAAAAGUCAAGCAGGCGGUUGGUGGCUUUAAUAGUGUCGCAGGAGAUACGGGUGUCACAACACAGGCUAGCCUAGUAGACAGGGCCAUAGAGGAAAAGCGUCAGCAUUUGGAAGGUCAAAUUAACAAGGGUGCUCUAGAACUUGAACGUAAAUUAGAUGUUGAAGUUAAGAAAAUUCAAAGUGAGUUGACGGCUUUAAAAGAUGAAACAUUAAAAUCUGAAAUUACGUUGCUGCGGCAGGCUUUACAGGAUGCCAAGGCAGAUAUUGUAGAUCUACUUGACAAUUUCGACGGGACUCAUAAACCACAAAUUAGUGAGAAAUUCGAUCAAAUUAAAAGCGCACUAAAAGAUGUAUUGCCAGAUAAGAAAGGGAAAUCACCACUUGACAAGCAGGUCGACGCACUAAAAGAAAAGGUUGGGGAUACGGAAGGCGUGUAUCAACAUGUGCUCAGAAACAUUAAGAGAGAAGUUAACUCGGCGGUAACUAGCGCCGCAGAGCAUCUCACAAAGGUGGAUGAGGCAGUUAAAAGGGAUUUGUGGACGAUUAGGCAAAAUGUUGAAGAGCAAUUGAAUAAGUACGUGAAAGAAUAUCUGCGGUUAGUUACGGAGCAACUUCGGAUAAUUAAAGAGAAGGUGGGAAAGGACAAAAACGAUAAUAAAGAUAGUAUAGCAAAGCACUGGGAGGUGCUUACAAGUAGGAUUACGACCCUUGUUAAGAUGAUCAACGGUAGAGAUGGGGAAACUGGAAAGCCAUAUUACAAAGGUCUUAAAGGAAUUAAGGAGAGAGUGAAGGUGUGGAGAGAGGGUUUCACCGACGCAAAAGGAUUUGAGAAAAUAGUGGAGAAGUGGAUAAGGAGCAUUUUAAAGGGGAACGAGGACGUCAAGUUUUGGAUUAAGCAGUAUGUUGACGAUAACAAGAGAAAGAAUGGCGAUGGUUGUUUUAAUUCGGGCAUUAUAGACACGAAGCAUAGUCAAAUUGAAGUUAUUAAGGACAAGAUUAUACAGAAGCUGAAUCGUGGUGAAUUUGAGCAAACUCUAUAUUUGGCUGGAAGAUCUGGCAAUAAUAUUCAGGAUAAUCUCAACGCUGUCAGAUUUGUUUGCGAAAAGUUCGCCAAGCAGGUUGGGGAGAAACUGGCGAAGAAAGCAAAUGACAUUAAGGAUUACAAAAAGCAUUUGGAUGAUUUAGUGUCUCAGAUUGUCACUGAGAUUGAAGGUGUUUGUAAAAAUGGUGGCACUGCCACUGAAAAUGAACAUCUCGAAUACGCAAUCGCAAUCACCCUGGUGGCGCUGCAGUCCGCCUCCAGGCACACCGCUAAAGCGCUCGGGAAUUUCACUACUGCUAAAGAUAAAUCCAAAAGGAUUACAUACAAUAUCAGCACCAAUGUGGAUGCGGCUAUAGCAGGUGUUGCUCUAAUAAAGGAUAUACUUGGCGAUGAGCACGGCAGCACCAACGAGCCAGGCAGUAAGAUUACCAAGGCAUUAAAAGAUCUUGAUUCACAGAUUGAAAAGCUUCACGGCGAUCUUCGAAAGUCCACUACAUCUUCAGAUCCUGCCUCCGACCCCAAGCUUAUUCAGAUUGAAGACAGUGUGGAAAAAAGGGUAGAAAACAUUCUGAGUGACAACGUUGGGACGAAUGGUUCAGAAGGUCAAGUGAAAAAAAAUUUUGGUGAGGAUGGUUUUAUGGCAGCGUAUAAUGACGAGACGAAAUUGAAUGCAGCUGACGGUAAGCUUAGGGACAGGAUCAAUAAGAUUAACGAACCAAUCAAUAAGUACUUCGAGAAAACAUCAUCAACUAACAUUGAUUUCGACGCUCUCUCAGAAUAUAUAAAAACGCUGGAGGAGUACAACAAUGCAAUUCGCGAUGUCAAAGCCACUGUAAGCAAGCUGGAAACUGUUCCCUCGUCUAUCGAAACGAUGUCUGAAGAGACCCUUCAACUUCUACAAGAACUCAGGCAAAAUAUAAAGAGACUUGAGACACAAAUUGACGGCAUCCAAGAAAACGUGAAUAAUGCCGAACGUAAUAUAGAGGAGGCCAUCGUGUCUCUUCACGAAUCUGUAAAUAAAUCUCACAUAAAGAUCUACGAUGAGACCGAAAAUUUUAGGAAAUCCCUCCUCUCCGCCGUUAAAUCCUCUUUCGAUAGUGUCAAGAAUUCCGUCCAAUCCCUCUUCGCGCGGCAGAAGCAGGCCGAGCUCACGCAGCUGCAGAGCGUCGUCACGGAGCAGUUGGAGAAGAUAGAAGAGAUAAUCAGGGAGGAUAAAUCAACAGGGGUGAAGGGUUUUUUGACGAUAUUAAGAGAGGGGAUGUUUGAAAAUUUCCUGAGUAGGUCGCAUCCUUUAAAAGAUGGCAUGAAACUAUCAGAGUUGGCUGUACAAGCUGUAAUUUGUUUUGAGGGUCUGUUUGAAUAUUUUGAUGAAGAAUUGACACCAAAGAACUCCCGACUUGUACGUACAUUGCAUUCUCAGUCUACAGGUCCUCAUGCUGCUAUGGUUGAGAACAUCAGAAGUGUUCUCAACGCCUUGCUUGGUCACUUAAUAAAUACUAAACUUAAAACAUAUGACUUUGACCACACCUUUAGAGAGAAAGUACAUGAGCUCACAGUGUCGGUAGGCGCCUUAAGCGCUAAAACGUUCGGCGAGGGAAGGAAUCCCGAGCUGCUGAACAUCUUUAAGAGUGGCAUGUUGGCCUUUACCACUGAACUCGGCCACGCGUACGUGAAUAAAUACAGUGGUAUGAAAUUCCAAGAUGAGUUGCUUAAAAAAAAGGACUCUGACCCAUCCCCCAAUCAUUUAACCACCGAGGGCCGCAACUGCGCCAAGGUCUGCCUGACCAUACUGGAGAGGGUGAAUGAGGACUUGGCAUAUUUGAAAGGAAAAUGUGAUACUACAAAUGGCCCUUGGAAACAUAACAAAAUAUGCGAAACAGACGGAAAUAAGACCAAUAAACUCGGACGUUUUUUCAUGAAUCGUGGCUUCACCAUUCCGCUCAACGACGGCGUAAAGCAAGAUGGUCAGUUGAGAUGUUCUGUAAACAUGAAAGGUGGGCAUAUUUGUAAAAAGCUGCUUGAAAAGGAAAUUGGUGGCGCGAAGCAAAUUGAUCAUCUCAAAGCGUGCAAUGCAACAAAGGAGAAUGAAAUUAAGUUUAAUGUCCUCGACAUUCUCACAUGUCUUCGCAGUCACCUUCAUCAAUAUUUCCGUGUUGGUCACAUCUCUUCAUUCGCCAAAAAGUCACCAUGUUCCAUUUACGAGAUGCUCACAUGGUGUUGCGGUCUGCAGUACAACAGUGCUUACUCAAAGAUGCAGCAGCAUUGUAAAACGCUGCAUCAGGCGCUAGAAAAGGAAGAAAAGACAAUGAGAAAAUGA
Messenger RNA from Babesia ovata, 3867 nucleotides. RefSeq lists its product as uncharacterized. The coding region runs from base 1 to 3867 and encodes 1288 amino acids. The transcript has 3 exons. Lineage: Eukaryota; Apicomplexa; Aconoidasida; Piroplasmida; Babesiidae. The record is from RefSeq and is a predicted model, not a curated record.